This is a messenger RNA of Lepisosteus oculatus (spotted gar), 1738 nucleotides long. It is a transcript of the gene smyd2a, whose product is annotated as SET and MYND domain containing 2a. Lineage: Eukaryota; Metazoa; Chordata; Actinopteri; Semionotiformes; Lepisosteidae. Gene Ontology annotation, molecular function: protein binding; protein-lysine N-methyltransferase activity; histone methyltransferase activity. The record is from RefSeq and is a predicted model, not a curated record. Gene Ontology annotation, cellular component: nucleus.
CAAUGCUGUAGCUGUGUAAGCCAUCUGCUGCUACCAUUUAUGUAGUUCUGGGUGAGAGUGACGCUGCUCCAUUAAUAGCAAAGGUUUUAAUUCACCCAGGCAAAACCUGAUCUUUCUUGUAGUAAGGGAUCGAAUAGAACAUUGACUGGGAGUGCUUCCAAAAUUAUCAGAAAAAGCAAGGCAAGACACGAUUAGGAAAUAACCACGUCAAGAAAAUGAAGACAGAGGGCACGCCAGAAGGAAUCGAAAGGUUUAUCAGUCCUGGCAAAGGCAGGGGACUGAGGGCUUUGAAACAGUUUAAAGUUGGAGAUCUUCUUUUUACGUGCCCGGCGUAUACUUACGUAUUGACAGUCAACGAGAGAGGCAACCACUGUGAAUUCUGCUUUGCAAGGAAAGAAGGCUUGUCCAAGUGUGGGAAGUGUAAACAAGCGUUCUACUGUAAUGUUGACUGUCAGAAAGGGGACUGGCCUAUGCACAAGCUGGAGUGCUCGUCCAUGUGUACUUUCGGAGAGAACUGGAAUCCAUCAGAGACUGUCAGGCUUACUGCCAGGAUCAUUGCCAAGCAGAAAAUACAGACAGAAAAAACCACAUCAGAGAAGUUGUUAUCCGUUAAGGAGUUCGAAUCACAUCUGGACAAGUUGGACAAUGAGAAGAUGGAGAUGAUUCAGACUGACAUUGCUGCUCUCCAUCAUUUCUAUUCCAAACACUUGGAAUACUCUGAUAAUGCCUCUCUUAUGGUGCUUUUUGCACAGGUCAACUGCAAUGGAUUCACAAUAGAAGAUGAAGAACUUUCCCAUUUGGGCUCUGCUGUCUUCCCAGAUGUUGCUCUUAUGAACCACACCUGCUGCCCAAAUGUCAUCGUCACUUACAGAGGGACGGUGGCCGAGGUUCGUGCUGUCCAGGAAAUCAACCCAGGCGAUGAGGUGUUUACCAGCUAUAUUGACCUACUGUAUCCGACAGAAGACAGAAAUGACAGGUUGAGGGAUUCCUACUUCUUUACCUGUGACUGCAAAGAAUGCACCACCAAGUCUAAAGAUAAAGCAAAAAUGGAAAUUCGAAAGCUGAGUGACCCUCCAAAACCAGAGACAGUCAGAGACAUGGUGAAGUAUGCCAGAAACGUCAUUGAAGAGUUCAGAAGAGCCAAACACUAUAAAACCCCUAGUGAGCUUCUGGAGAUCUGCGAGCUGAGUCUGGAUAAGAUGGGGGCGGUGUUUGAGGACACCAAUGUGUACAUGCUGCACAUGAUGUAUCAGGCCAUGGGGGUCUGUCUCUACAUGCAGGACUGGGAUGGGGCAUUGCGUUAUGGAGAGAAAAUAAUCAAGCCCUACAGCUUGCACUACCCGGCUUACUCUCUUAAUGUGGCCUCUAUGUGGCUGAAGCUGGGCCGAUUGUAUAUAGGACUGGAGAAAAAGUCUCUUGGAGUGAAAGCCCUGAAGAAGGCAAUAGCAAUAAUGGAUGUGGCCCAUGGAAAAGACCAUCAUUACAUAGCAGAGAUCAAGAAGGAGAUUGCAGAUCAAGCUUAAAUUACCAAACUAUAGGAAUAUUUGUAAUUAUGGCCUGAUGGAAAAUGGUUAACAAUGACAGGCAACACCUUUUCAAGACAGCUGUCAAUAUAUUUAUUCAGCCUGACACUUGGCAUGAAGGUUAUACAAAUGCAUUUCUUUUCUCUUUUUCUGUUUGUUGUUUUGAAAUUGUCAUGCAUUUCCACUACAGUAAUAAAAACUGAGAAUGACAGAAA